AUGAGGCUGCUCCACGCCAGCAAAUGGCACAUGGCCGACUUCAUCUCGGACGAUGCAACCCCACGAUAUGCCAUCCUCUCGCACACCUGGGGACUCGACGAGGUUACGUAUCACGCCUGGAAGAACCUGUCCAUCUCCGACAUCAAACUCAAAGCUGGAAGCGCCAAGAUCAUGGCGUGUCGCGAGCAAGCUGUCCGAGACGGGCUGGAAUGGGUUUGGGUCGAUACAUGUUGCAUCGACAAGUCAAGCAGUGCCGAGCUCACUGAGGCGAUAAACUCCAUGUUUCGCUGGUAUACAAAUGCCGAUGUGUGCUAUGUUCUGCUUUCCGAUGUAGAGGCAACGUCGGAUCAUGCCGUACUGGAAGAGCGCAUGGCAAAAAGCCGUUGGUUCACUCGCGGAUGGACUCUGCAAGAGCUGCUCGCACCACCACCAGAGAAGCUCAUCUUCUAUUCCAGUCAGUGGACCAGGCUCGGCUCCAAAACGGAUUUCGUCGACAUUGUUUCAUCCAUCACCAGGAUAAACAAACAAUAUUUACAGGGUCAAGACUUGAGACAUGCGAGCGUGGCGCAGAAAAUGUCAUGGGCAGCACUGCGUCAGACCUCGCGACUAGAAGAUGUUGCUUAUUGCCUCUUGGGAUUGUUUGACAUCAACAUGCCCAUGAUCUACGGCGAAGGCGAUAGGGCAUUCAUUAGACUCCAAGAAGCCAUCAUGACCUCAACCCCAGACGAUCACAGUCUGUUUGCGUGGGGGCCAAUCCUCGACGAGGCGGAUAUCGCGUCCAAGGUUACAAACUACUCGGAAGUUCACCAAAAGGAGCCCCCACGACCAGACUCGACCACAUGUGAGCUGGAGUUAUUCGGCUUGCUCGCCGCGUCCCCGAAAGACUUUGAGCACUCGGGCGAUAUUAUUGUGUCACGAGAGGCGGCUCGAUUCUACAAGAGCCCAGACAAUCCAAACGUGCCCACGAAGAUUGGCCGCGACGCAUUUCGCCUCGAUCUGCCAAUGUGGCAGCAAACGAUUCAUGCAUUGUAUCACUGGAAGGGACCGGAUAUAGCCCAAACUCGAAUCCUCGACUACGCUGCUUUAUUGUGCCAUUUUGAAGAUGACCCUUCAUCGUCAAGCUCAGUAAUUCUCCCACUAUUGUCAAACGGCGGCUGGACAGUGAGUCGCCCUCGCACCCUGUGCUACCGACGCAGGCAGGGCAUCAUAUUUUCAUCAGUGUCAAAGAAGAAGACUAUCUCUAUUGCUCCUGAAAUGAAAAUUAAUUUCCGCAGUGGAGAUGUCAUCUUCCGUCGAAUGGUAUGCAGCAGUCCAAUCCAGAAUAUAGGUUACAAUAUGGCAGGCGGCAGUUGGUACGAUUUGGACGGCGCCAUCGGCUUCUUGUCUUCGUCUAGUCCCCAACACAGAGAUGGAAGAAUGCUUACGCUGAAUUACAAACUGUCAGAUAAGGAUGACAGAGGAAUGGCUGUUGUCUUCCAUCGUUUGCCGACUGAUGACCAGAUGUUCAUAGAAGUCAUACCAGUCAAUUUCUCUGGCAAAGAAAUCGAGAGUGGUGAUAUGACAUGGUAUUCGUCUACGACACUGAAUCAAGCGACUCCCACGUUUACUCGUUCCAUGGCUCUUCCUUCCGAUGAGUGGCAUGUGCAGAGAAGUCCAAUGCCCGAUGUGUACCUGCGCUCUGAGAGAGUCUCAAUAGAUGGAAGUGAUGGCUUUGUCGAUGUCCUGGAUCUUUUAGUUGGGUUUAACCUAGACUAG
Molecule: messenger RNA, 1755 nt
Organism: Trichoderma breve
Lineage: Eukaryota; Fungi; Ascomycota; Sordariomycetes; Hypocreales; Hypocreaceae
Product: heterokaryon incompatibility protein (HET) domain-containing protein
Exons: 2
Coding region: 1-1755 (584 amino acids)
Source: RefSeq, a predicted model, not a curated record